AUGUCGCGGCCCCGGUUUUACUUUGCGGCGCUGCUGCUUCUGUUCGCGCUGAUAUGCAGCAGCAGUUGGGCCGUGCUUGCCAAGGCGAACGUGGUCGGUCCGGGCCCAGGAGCAGGAGGAGGAGGAGGAGGCUCGUCUGGGGUGGCUCAGCCUGCGUCUCAGAGGUCACCCGGUACUUUAGUCACCGUUCCGUCCGUUGUUGAGGUGGAUGGUGAGGUGGUCGCCAUCGCGCAAGCUAACAGCGAUGAAAAUGUGAAAAGAAAGAGAGCGCUCCUGGCGAAGCUCGUUGAACCCGUUGUAUCAGGUGCGCUCUGGGCACUCCCCGGCACCGGUGAUACCUCAGUGAUGCAAGAUGCCAUCAAGUUGCCGGAAGUGCCGUCAAGAUGCCGGAGGACGUGGCGGAGAGGGAGUUCUACAACCCCACGCCAGUUGUGA
Messenger RNA from Trypanosoma rangeli, 435 nucleotides. RefSeq lists its product as uncharacterized. Lineage: Eukaryota; Euglenozoa; Kinetoplastea; Trypanosomatida; Trypanosomatidae. The record is from RefSeq and is a predicted model, not a curated record. Bases 1 to 435 code for a protein of 144 amino acids. The transcript has a single exon.